ACUAAAACAGGAUAAGUAGCACUCUGUACUUCAAAGAAGCGGAUAAAUAGCAAGUGAGACGGAUGGAAACACCAACAUUUUGGUACCAAACUAAAAUGGUAAAAACGAGUUUCUGACGAAAAUAGGACUACGAAAAGAAAAGAAAAGUGUCAUAGCAAAGAAGAAAAUCUUAAAGGAGAAGAUAAAAAAAAUUCCUUCUUCUCAGAACAAGAAAUAGAUGAAGAUUCAGUGCGACGUUUGUGAGAAGGAAGAGGCAACUUUUUUCUGCUCGGCGGACGAAGCCGCCCUUUGCCAAGCCUGCGACGGCCACGUUCACGAAGCUAAUAUCCUCGCCGGAAAACACCACCGCUUCACCCUUCUCUACCACGCCCACCACCUCCGUCCUCCGUCGCAGCAGGUCUGCGACAUUUGCAAGGACAAACGGGCAUUGCUGUUCUGCAAAGAAGAGCGGGCAAUCCUCUGCGGCGGCUGUGAUCUGCGGAUCCACACCGCCAAUGAGCGAACCCAGAAACACAGCCGGUUUCUUUUGACCGGAAUCAAGCUCUCUGCUUCUAAUGCAUCUCCGGCGACCACCGGAGAUCACCCGGACGCUGCUACGAGAUCGCCAGCGUCGGAUGCCGUUGUGUCGGAGGUGGAUCAAAGCGGCGAGGGGUCGGUGGUUUCCGGCGGAGGUAGUAGCAUAUCGGAGUACCUGCUUGAGGCUAUCCCCGGAUGGCACGUUCAAGAUUUUCUUGAAUAUGAAUUCUAGUUGAUGGGCGAACUGCAAAUUUAAUUAAGAUAAUAUCAUGCAAGUACGUCAAGAAUCACAAGAGGCAUGGGUAGUCAUCAUUAAAUGCUUUUUUGGACAGCGACACAAUUAAGGUGGUAGCAAUUCCAUCUACAAGAUUCAUUCCAGAUUUCCAUCUUCAAUCAUAUGAUGCAUGCACGGGAUGCACACCGAUUCAUUCCAGAUUUCCAUCUUCCAUCUGUAAUUUUUUCUUUAUUUUUUGUUAGUGUGAACAUUUUCGUUUUUCCAAUUUGAAGUGUUCCACUUUCUUCAAGUGUAUAAUCACUAAUCAGCUCACUUGAACUGUAAGUCUAGAUCAGUUCCUACAAGUCCAAGAGCGGUUAAAGGUUCGGUAAUGGAUCCGACGUCUCUGUCUAGCUUGCUUUGACAAUAAAAAAUCAAUUGUAGAAAAUGAUCGAAGGAGUUUACUUUUUUCGCGAAUCUUAAUAUCCUCCUUUCGAUCUUUUUCAUUGGUGAGCGCAUGAUAUGGCACUCUCUUUAAGGUGUAGCAUCCCAAACAUUGGCGGAGCCAGAAAUGACAGGUUAGAGAGGCCGGGCUUAAGGAAUUUAUUUUGAAGGAACCAAAACUUAGAACUUCACUAUAUUUUUUAGUACUUAUUAUUAUUAAUAUUAUUAUUAUUAUUAUUAUUAUUAUUAUUAUUAUUAUUAUACAUAUAUACAUUAGAAUUUUUUUCUUGUGGGGCCUCUCGGGUUUCCACAAUCCCAACCCCCCGCAAUUUGGACUGUGCUUAAUUUUACUCCAAAUCAGGAGCCAAUGUACGUUGUGAGCUAGCAGUGCAAUAGGCAAUAUAGCUACAUUUUUUGCACCAGAUACCUACGGUGUUGUAAGUUUAAAGUUUGUAACAAUAUAAUGCUACACCACACCCGGCCAUUUAAUUUGCUAAUUU
Molecule: messenger RNA, 1674 nt
Organism: Cuscuta epithymum
Lineage: Eukaryota; Viridiplantae; Streptophyta; Magnoliopsida; Solanales; Convolvulaceae
Source: the annotation of a GenBank genome assembly